AUGUCAUCGUACAGAGCAACGAGGACGGCCCUCCGCGCCGUCGCGCGCACAUCGAGGCUCGCCACCUCCAGACCCUCACAAUCGCGAUCCUUCGCCAGCGUACACACCGGCUUCCUCCAAAACAACCAAACAUCACAACGCCGCCCGACGACAACAACAAGUCGACACCAACAAUCCCUCCAGCGACAAUCCCCCUUUGCCGCCCGCACCGGCGCCGUCCGCACAAUCUUCAUCCAGACCGAGAACACGCCCAACCCAGACGCCGUAAAGUUCCUCCCGAACCACCGCAUCCUCCCCGACACCCUCUCCACCCCCUUCAUCGAGUACCUCAACCCGCGCUCCACCAUCGCGCCGCCCUACCCGUCCCCGCUCGCCGCCCAGCUCAUGAACAUUGACGGCGUCACCUCGGUCUUCUACGGCGCCGACUUCAUCACCGUCAACAAAUCCCCCGACGCGAACUGGGCACACAUCCGCCCGGAGAUCUUCGCCCUCAUCACCGAGGCUAUCACCUCGGGCCAGACCAUCGUCACCGUCUCGGCAGACAAGGAAGGCGGUGCCGGUGCGGCCGCCGACGGCGCCCCCGAGGAGCCCGAUAGUUUGGCGUACGAUGAGAACGACAGCGAGGUUGUCGGCAUGAUCAAGGAGCUUCUCGAGACGAGGAUACGGCCUGCUAUCCAGGAGGACGGCGGCGAUAUCGAGUUCCGCGGGUUCACGGACGAGGGUACCGUGCUGCUGAAGCUUCGCGGUGCGUGCCGGACGUGCGAUUCUAGCACCGUGACGUUGAAGAAUGGUAUUGAGAGCAUGCUGAUGCAUUAUAUUGAGGAGGUCAAGUCCGUCGAGCAGAUCCUCGACCAGGAGGAGGAGAUUGCCAUCCAAGAAUUUGCAAAGUUUGAGGAGAAGCUCAAGUCCCAAAAGGGACCCGAGGCGACCGCGGCAUAA
Molecule: messenger RNA, 939 nt
Organism: Colletotrichum costaricense
Lineage: Eukaryota; Fungi; Ascomycota; Sordariomycetes; Glomerellales; Glomerellaceae
Exons: 2
Coding region: 1-939 (312 amino acids)
Biological process (GO): iron-sulfur cluster assembly
Cellular component (GO): mitochondrion
Molecular function (GO): iron ion binding; 4 iron, 4 sulfur cluster binding
Source: RefSeq, a predicted model, not a curated record